Molecule: messenger RNA, 1197 nt
Organism: Daphnia pulex (common water flea)
Lineage: Eukaryota; Metazoa; Arthropoda; Branchiopoda; Diplostraca; Daphniidae
Exons: 5
Coding region: 313-1110 (265 amino acids)
Source: RefSeq, a predicted model, not a curated record
CUCUUGGGUUAGAAAGAUGGCUAAACGGCAAAAAAGGUAAAGCUCUAGUCCAUUAACCGACGUAACGGUGUUAGUUCACUUCGCUCCAAACUGUGCCAAGUUCGAAAGACGAAAAAGAAAAACUGAUGGCGUAACACAAACGUCAAAAAGUGCAAAUAUCGUGGUAGUUUCCUUUUACAAUUGUAACUAAUAAUUUCAAUAUUCGAAUCUUGGGACUGUUGGGAUUGACGUAACCUUUGAAUUAGAAAUACAGCGGAAUAUUAUCCUGAAUUUGGACCAAUUCAGAGAAAAUACAAAUACAAUUCCUUUGCGAUGGUUUCUACGGAAUUCCAGAACGAACCAUCUUUGACGCUACAAAUUCAGAUUUCGCGACCAAGAUUCAUCAAUUGGUCCUCGCACUUAAAUGAAACUAGUACUGAACCACCUUAUAACCCGACAACAAAAAGUCCGGUUGAUAACGGAGAAAAUUCGAGCGUGACGGAUAGCUAUAAAAUGGCCGCACAGGUGGCCGUUGGUGCUGCUAUUAUCGUGGCUCUGACUAUACUUUUGGCGCUUAUCUGGAACGCAUUCAAGCGUCGUUUUCCCAACAGCAAUAAUUCGGGAGCGGCGUCUUCGACUUCGAGACGCUACAGCACUGAUAGCUUCGACAGACUGGUGGAGGAUCGAUUGCGCAACCGUCCGCCUCCGUACAGUCCCGAUCAAGAUAAGCCGCCCUCGUACGAAGAAUCCUUUCACGACACAACCCAUCGCCAUCACUCGCCCACCUCGAGAAGAAGAAGUCGGGAUCGACGACGCCUUCAGCGUGAAGCGGCCAGCAGUUUAGAGGUGCCUCGUGUGCACGAAAUAACCAACAGGUACCCAUCAGCGGCUCCGAGUGAUGGCGGCCAAGAAUCGACUCGAGUGUCGCUCCCGAGUUACAGCACGGCCAUCCGAUCCGUCAGCUAUGACAAUCGGGCCUUUUCGGCCGAAGAACCGGAACGGCCAGCAAUGUCGACGGUCCUGACGGACAUUCCCAGCAUUUCAAUGGCCGUUUACGUGAACGAAAGGGAAUUGUCGCUCGGCUGCCAGGACGGCGAUAACGACGACGGUAUCGUGAUGCUUCACCUUUAAAUAAAUGUAUAGCGCGUGCAGCUUUGCGGUUGUUAACAAUAGCAAAAUGGUUGUGAUAAUAGUUUCCGCUUCGGGGCUAUUCUCACG